UUUUUUUUUUACUUUUUUCUUUUUUUUCUAAUUAUCUUCAUGUUAUCUCUAUUACAAGUUAUCUUGAAGAUAUGUAUUUUCCCUGUACUCGUUUUGGGGUUGUUAUUGUCUUCACUUUAUGUUUUUUAUUACCGGUUUUGUGGUAAACAUCCUCAACCUUUACAUACAAUUCUGGUCACUCAUUAUUCUCUCGACUCCUCCUCUUCCUGUGAAUAUAUAUAUAUACACUAUUCUAGAACCCUUGAUGGACGACUCUGCGAAAGUAUAUAAAGGAGUUAUGAUGACUUGUGGCACAAUCUUACUGUGGAGUAUCAGUGUUCUAUGCUAUAUACAAGUUCUCCGCACGUCUCCUGGUAGACCAGAAAAGUUUCUUGCGAAGAAAAAGAUCAAUGAUCAUUCUCAAGGUAUAUCAAUAUCUCAGCAGGAUGGAAAUCAUCGUUAUUGCCAAAUAUGCAAGUGCAUUAAACCAGAUCGAAGUCAUCAUUGCAAGGUUUGCAACAGUUGUGUUUUGAAAAUGGAUCAUCACUGUUCAUGGAUCAAUGGAUGUGUUGGAUACAGAAACUAUAAGACUUUUGUCUUGUUUGUGUUUUAUACUAUGAUCUGCGUGUUAUGGCUCUUCUACAAUUGUAUUUCACUUGUCGUGACUUCCUUGAACUUUGGACUGAAUCGCGCUACAUUGAUGUAUAUUUGGACAUUGUACAAGACUUAUUUUAUCACAGCAUGGACGGUGAUCUGGCAGCUUUGGAAAAAUAUAUGGAAUGGUACCUGGAUACCACUUUUGACAGGUGCGCCGUCAUUGAAUAUGACCAUCAAAAUUCAAAUCAUCAUCAUGCUCUACUUGACCUUUAUAUUUGGUGCUUUUCUUCUUGGUCUAACUGUGGUUCACAUAUACCUUAUCCUUCGAAACAGAACAACAAUAGAACAAGUAGCAACUUGGGAACAAUAUAUACGACUACAUUCUUCUGAUAACGACAAUAAUACUGAAGUAGCCAUCUUUCGUAUUUUCCCUCCAGAAAAACGUCUGUACGACUUGGGAUUAUGGAAAAACUGGAAAAUGGUGAUGGGCAAUCAUUGGUAUCAAUGGUUACUUCCUGUAGGUACUUAUAAGGAUGAAGAUGGUUAUGUGUUCCCAUAUGGUUCUCAUGCAUUUGAAAAAAUGCUGGAAGAGACUUCUACGCGCCUUCAAGGUAUCAAGUGAAUAUAUAAUGAUGGUGCAACAUAAUUAUCAUUUGACUUUGGUUUAUCUUCUAUGAAUCAUUUUUAUUAUUAUUAUUAUU
Messenger RNA from Halteromyces radiatus, 1277 nucleotides. RefSeq names its product DHHC palmitoyltransferase-domain-containing protein. NCBI's taxonomy places the organism in Eukaryota, Fungi, Mucoromycota, Mucoromycetes, Mucorales, Cunninghamellaceae. The record is from RefSeq and is a predicted model, not a curated record. Gene Ontology annotation, molecular function: palmitoyltransferase activity. The transcript has 8 exons. The coding region runs from base 119 to 1198 and encodes 359 amino acids.